Entamoeba invadens IP1 is the source of this 663-nucleotide messenger RNA. RefSeq lists its product as hypothetical. The coding region runs from base 1 to 663 and encodes 220 amino acids. NCBI's taxonomy places the organism in Eukaryota, Evosea, Mastigamoebida, Endamoebidae. The record is from RefSeq and is a predicted model, not a curated record. The transcript has 2 exons.
AUGGAAGAAACAGAAUAUGUCUUAACCAAAAAUGAUACUUGUCAAUAUUUAGAGUCUAUAAAAUUUGAUUUUGCGAAAGAAAAAGAGGCGAAGAAGUUGAAAACAGAAAACGACGAAAUUAAAGAAGAGGUGAAGAACUUAGCGAAUGACAAAGACCAACUUUCUUCUGAAAAGAAGAAGCUUCAAUACGAAUAUGACCAACUCAUUAACUUGGUCUCAGUACACGAAGAUGAGACCAACAACUUGAAUGGUUCAAUCAAAAAGUUACAAAGAGACUUUUGUAAAAUUUUAGAAGCAAACAACACCGAAAAUAUAGCCGAUUUGGAACAACAAGUACAAGACCUUGAAUAUAGACCAGUUGGGACUUCAAAUAUUGAUAAAACUGAAGUCAUCAAGAGAGACAACCAAAUAGUUGAUUUGGAAAAGGCAGUUGCUGUGUUGAAAGAACAGAACACUCAACUUGAUGCUGCUAAGAAGGAUAUGAAGAAGCAAUUGAAGACGCUUUGGAGAUUGAGAAUUAUGGAUCACAGAUUAAGGCACUUGAAGCACAAAAGAAGAUGGCUUUGGACGACAAAGCGGAGGCUGAGAAGACUGCAGCGGACCAACUUAAUAGAAGAAAAGAAUAUGGAAGACCAAGCCAAAGCACUCAAUGCACAAGUCUAG